CUCAUCUCUCGAUCUCUCCCAUAUACAUCCAUCAUGUCGCCUGCGAUGAGAAAUUUGGCAGCUGAAAGCGAAACCAAAGGGGCAAAUGAUUCAACAGAAAGCGAAUUCCACAAAGGAGUGAAACAUUUAUGCGAGAAAGGAAUAACAGGAGUUCCAAGCAAGUACAUAUUGCCCGUCCCUGACCAACCAAAGUCAUCGAAAGGCUCUGGUAGUGUUAGCAACCAGAAUUUAAAGUUACCAGUUAUCGAUUUUGCAGAGUUGCAAGGCUCCAGUAGAUCUCAUGCUGUCAAUUCCAUCAGAAAAGCCUGCGAAGAAUUCGGGUUUUUUCAUUUAGUAAACCACGACAUUCCAAGGGAUGUGAUUGAAAAUAUGAUUGAUGUUGGUAAAAGGUUCUUUGACCUCCCAUUCGAGGAGAGGUCCAAGUACAUGUCAACUGAGAUGCGUUCACCGGUCAGGUAUGGGACUAGUUUUAACCAGAAUAAAGAUGAAAUCUUUUGUUGGAGAGACUUCUUAAAGCUAAGCUGCCAUCCCUUGUCCGACGUUCUUCCCUUUUGGCCUUCUUCUCCUGCGGACCUAAGGCAAGCGGUGGUUAACUACUCAAAGAACACUAAAUUAUUGUAUCUGAUGCUAACGGAGGCCAUCCUAGAGAGCCUAGGAUUGGUGGAUACAACGAGAAAUGAGAACGAAAAUGAUGGGUUAAGAGAAUUCGAAAACGGAAGCCAACUCCUUGUGUUGAAUUGCUACCCAAAAUGCCCUGAACCUGAUUUAACAUUAGGCAUGCAUCCCCAUUCGGACUAUGGCUUCCUAACGCUGCUUCUCCAGGAUGAAGUUGAGGGUCUCCAGAUACAACAUGAAGGAAGAUGGGUAACAGUGGAGCCCCGCCCUAAUUCAUUUGUUGUCAACGUCGGAGACCAUCUUGAGAUAUUUAGCAAUGGUCGAUACAGUAGCGUACUUCAUCGGGUUCUUGUCAAUUCCUCGAAAACUCGAAUUUCUGUUGCUUCGUUGCAUAGCCUGCCAUUCGAUAGCAUGGUUCAGCCAUCACCAAAACUCAUAGAUGAAGCCAAUCCGAGGCGCUACAAGGAUACAAACUUCGCCAGUUUUCUUGACUAUUUAUCUUCCUGUGAACCCAAGAGAAAGAGUUUCCUUGAGUCUAGGAAAUUGGCUUGAUGAUCAAUCGAGCUAGCUAGUUAUUAAUCGAAU
This is a messenger RNA of Juglans regia (Persian walnut), 1200 nucleotides long. RefSeq names its product protein DMR6-LIKE OXYGENASE 2-like. The transcript has 4 exons. The record is from RefSeq and is a predicted model, not a curated record. The coding region runs from base 34 to 1167 and encodes 377 amino acids. NCBI's taxonomy places the organism in Eukaryota, Viridiplantae, Streptophyta, Magnoliopsida, Fagales, Juglandaceae.